Molecule: messenger RNA, 1614 nt
Organism: Raphanus sativus (radish)
Lineage: Eukaryota; Viridiplantae; Streptophyta; Magnoliopsida; Brassicales; Brassicaceae
Product: cysteine synthase 2
Exons: 6
Coding region: 56-1309 (417 amino acids)
Cellular component (GO): cytoplasm
Molecular function (GO): cysteine synthase activity
Source: RefSeq, a predicted model, not a curated record
ACGCCGGUUGAUGUACGGAGGCGGCGAGAAAGCUUGAAAAGAAAAAUCUGCUUCAAUGGCGCCUGUUAAGAUAACCGGCGCUGUUGUCGCAGCGGCGACGAUGGUGAUGCUUUCUUACUACUACUUGGGCUUCUCCGAUAAAAAGAAGCAGAGGAAGAAGGAGAAGCUGAGUAGGAGAAACGGGAUCGUAGAUGCCAUUGGCAAUACUCCUCUCAUUCGUAUCAAUAGCCUCUCCGACGCUACUGGCUGUGAGAUCCUUGGAAAGUGUGAGUUUUUGAAUCCAGGAGGAAGCGUUAAAGACAGAGUUGCUGUCAAGAUCAUCGAAGUGGCUUUGGAAUCUGGUAAGCUGUUUCCGGGGGGAAUAGUAACAGAGGGUAGUGUUGGGAGUACUGCCAUCAGCCUUGCUACUGUUGCUCCCGCUUAUGGUUGUCAAUGCCAUGUUGUUAUUCCUGAUGAUGUUGCUAUUGAAAAGUCUCAAAUAAUUGAAGCCCUUGGAGCUACCGUUGAGAGGGUGAGGCCAGUCUCAAUUACUCACAGAGAUCACUUCGUCAACAUUGCUAGGCGACGUGCUGACGAAGCUAAUGACUUAGCUUCCUCAAAGAGAAGACUAGCACACCAGGAAAAAACUAAUGGUUUUUGCACAGCUGAGGAAGAGAAUGAGCCUUCCUUGUUCCCAGAGUCAGUUACAGGUGGCUUCUUUGCAGAUCAAUUUGAAAACUUGGCAAAUUAUAGGGCUCAUUACGAAGGUACUGGCCCUGAAAUCUGGCACCAGACAAAUGGUAACAUCGAUGCGUUUGUUGCUGCUGCGGGAACCGGAGGUACUUUGGCUGGCGUUUCAAGGUUCCUUCAGGAAAAGAAUGAAAUGGUUAAAACCUUCCUGAUCGAUCCUCCUGGGUCUGGUCUGUACAACAAAGUAACAAGGGGAGUGAUGUACACAAGAGAGGAAGCUGAAGGACGUCGUCUGAAAAACCCAUUUGAUACGAUAACUGAAGGUAUUGGGAUCAAUAGGCUUACUCAGAAUUUCCUGAUGGCAAAAGUUGACGGCGGUUUCCGUGGUACUGAUAAAGAAGCCGUUGAGAUGUCGAGGUUUCUGCUGAAGAAAGAUGGACUCUUUGUUGGAAGCUCCUCGGCUAUGAACUGUGUUGGGGCAGUGAGGGUGGCUCAAGCCCUUGGUCCUGGUCACACAAUUGUCACCAUUCUUUGCGAUAGCGGAAUGAGGCAUCUAAGCAAGUUUCAUGACCCUCAGUACUUGGCUCUCUACGGGUUGACUCCAACCGCAGUUGGAUUAGAGUUCCUCGGCAUCAAGUGAAAAAAUGACAUAUAUAUCUGUUAAACAUUACGAUAGGUUCAGAUUCAUCACGCAGGCGGUCGGAACCUUGCUGAUUUUUUGUUGGCAUCAGGGUAACAUAUUCUUUGUAGCUCUCUAUGAAGGACACUAGAUUUAUAGAUCAUAGUGCUAUGUUCGGAUUCAACGGAAGAAAGUCAAAGCAAUAAUGCAUGUAGUAGUUAUGGGAGUUCCAGAGGUAGCAUAUAAACUGGUUGUGUAACAUUUGAUGACUCCAUCCGACCUAUUGUCUGAGAUUAGUAUUGAUAAUACUAUGUGAUCUAUCCACA